Messenger RNA from Acanthaster planci (crown-of-thorns starfish), 3337 nucleotides. It is a transcript of the gene gatb, whose product is annotated as glutamyl-tRNA amidotransferase subunit B. Gene Ontology annotation, molecular function: glutaminyl-tRNA synthase (glutamine-hydrolyzing) activity. Gene Ontology annotation, biological process: glutaminyl-tRNAGln biosynthesis via transamidation; mitochondrial translation. The record is from RefSeq and is a predicted model, not a curated record. NCBI's taxonomy places the organism in Eukaryota, Metazoa, Echinodermata, Asteroidea, Valvatida, Acanthasteridae. Gene Ontology annotation, cellular component: glutamyl-tRNA(Gln) amidotransferase complex; mitochondrion.
GCAAGCACAAUUUCUAACGCUAGGCAAUCACAUCACACGUGUUAGUUCAUGUACGCGUAACGUUUGCUUGGUUAGUUAAGGCAUGUUCAUCUGUUCAUGAUGCAUGUAAACGCACGGUAGUCGUGAUAGUGACUUCUACAGCCGUGGGCCUCACAAUUCUGGGAGUACGUACAGACUUACCGGUAGUCUGACAUAGGUCUGAGGAAUAGAAAACUCGGGCAAGGCACGGGCCUGCUACAUCAUCUCUCUCUGAGUCUGAUCUCAUCAAGCAAGCAAAGAUGAUAUUACUACACACAACUCAGAGACAGUCUCAGUCACGUGAUUCAUGGAAGUCCGAGAAGUUAACACGCCUCCAAAUGGAAUUUGUGAUCCCCUAAAGAUAGAUGAUAUUACAAGUUUCAGUGAUCCCCUAAAGAAAGGCCCAACAGGCUUUUGAACGAUUCCAGUGAAUGGGAGAGUGUUAUUGGCCUUGAGAUCCAUGCACAAAUUGCAUCAAAAUCCAAGCUGUUUUCUGCCUCCAAGGUACAGUUUAUGGCUCCGCCCAACUCCUUGGUUUCACAUUUUGAUGCUGCUCUGCCAGGGACACUUCCGGUCCUUAAUAAGCGCUGUGUGGAAGCUGGAGUGAUGACGGCAUUAGCUUUGUCUUGUAAUAUCAACAGGCGCUCACUGUUCGAUCGCAAGCAUUACUUCUAUGCAGAUUUACCGUCAGGGUACCAGAUCACCCAGCAGCGGGCUCCCAUAGCAACAGAUGGUCAGCUGACCUUCACAUUAUUUAACGAGCAGCAGAGACUUGAACCGACAAGGCACUGUGUCAGGAUCAAGCAGAUUCAGAUAGAGCAAGACUCUGGCAAGAGUCUCCAUGACGAUGUCAAUCAUGAGACACUGGUAGACCUUAACCGAGCAGGUGUUGGAUUGAUGGAAAUAGUGACUGAACCAGACCUGUCUAGCGCCCUGGAAGCAGCAGCAAUGGUCAGGGAAUUACAGCUCAUUCUGCAGUGUAUUGGAACCUGUGAUGGACGCAUGGAUCAGGGCUCCCUUCGUGUCGAUGCCAACGUCUCAGUGAAUCGGCCAGGCAACCCACCAGGUGUCAGGGCUGAGGUUAAGAACAUCAACAGCAUUCGCUUUGUCAAAAAUGCAAUAGAUUUUGAGAUAGCCAGACAGAUUGAGCUUCUUGAGAAUGGGCAGGAAGUGGCAGCAGAAACGCGCUCUUUUGACCUGAGACUGGGGGAGACAGUGUCUAUGCGUGACAAGGAAGGGAGGCUAGAUUACCGCUUCAUGCCAGAACCCAACCUACCACCACUUAUCCUGUACGACAACUCCACCAUCCACACUGCCUCUGAUGCGAGAAGUGUCGUGAAUAUUGAUGAGGUCAAAGGUCGCUUACCUGAAUUGCCUGAAGCCAAGAGAGAGCGGCUUGUGAAGGAUUAUGGGAUCAGACUUGAAAGUGCAGUGAAGCUUGUGAAUGAGGAUGGCUUGGUUGAUUUCUUUGAGGCCGUGAUCAGUCAGAAUUCUAACAGAGAUCCAAAGAAGAUAGUCAACUGGCUUGAGACAGGACUCUUGAAAAACUUGAAUGACUAUGAUCUCCCUGUAUCAAAGAGUCCAGUGGAUCCUAGUAAACUUGGUGAACUUUAUGAUCUCAUGACUGAUGGGACGAUCUCUGCAAACAUUGGCAAGAGACUCACAGCUGAAAUAUUUCAGGGCGACUCCAGACCAAUCACCCAGAUCAUACACGAGAAAGGCUGGGCUCAGAUAACAGAUAGACAGGAACUGAGUCAACUGUGUGAACAGGUCUUGGCAAAUAACCAGAAACUGGUGGAUUCCUACAUGGCAGGGAACACCAAGGUCAUCAAUCGUCUCAUGGGGGAAGUGAAGAAGAUGACACAAGGCAGAGCAGACCCCGCCACAACGAGACAAAUACUCAGUGACAAACUGACAAGGUAAUAACAGCUGAAGACACACUCAACUAUUGCAAGUCCUGUUGGGCGCAGCGAAUUUCUGGACCUGUUGUGAAGCAUUGAAAAUGUCUGUUGGAACGACUGGGAACUUGGCAAAACCUACUCUUGGCUGCCACUCUCAACCUGUGGCUGGUAGACUGGCUUCUGCACGUACAUGUGCUUUCAAUAUUAAUGUCUAUCCUACUUCAUUUAAACAAUCAGGCAUUAGCCAUUGCCUCACCCAUCAGCCUUCUUGCCGACCUGAGGAUAAUGGAAACCUGAAUGUAAUGUGGUUAACAAGUGCUAACGUACAUGUUAGAACCCUCCGAAAACAUUCAUUCUUGGAUUUGCCUGGUCGCAGAAGCUGACGACGUAGAAACGUAGCAAUGCAUUUGGAUAAUGUUUUCCUGAUGCUCGCAUAGACAGUUGGCUAAUGCAAUUGCAAUUAUGCUCGAUGAGGAGAGAGCGCCAUCACAAUCCCAUAAGCCACCGAGGAAUUUCAAGCAUGCCUCAUGUAAUUAAUCGCAUGAAAUAAGCAGAAUUUCUUGAGUAGGCCAAUUUCUUGAGUUAUGUUAAUUCAGGUUCUUGAUAAUGCCCUCUAUGAAGCUGGAUCAAGAGAAGGUGAAAGUUUCUCAGCAACAGAGCCACCUUUGGUCGGGACAGAACUUUACUGGUUCACAAACAACUAGGAAAUGCAUGCACGAUCGCAUCAUUACCAACAAAAUGAAUACUCUCAACCAAUGUGGCUCCUUUUAACCAAUGAGGGGGUGCUUCUGCUUGAGGCAGAUUGCUAAUACAGAUCAACUGCUAUGGUCAGGUUGUAACCCACAACCAGUCUGGGACCAAUACUACAUUGCAGUUGGAAUGACUGAAGCUUGACCAGUAGUCAGUGGUUUCUCACCAAUGUGCGUAUGUGUAGUACUGUCCCAUUCAAAUGAUCCUAAUUAAUGAACCAUUUCUUUGCCAGUUCCUUCACCUCUGGUUGCCACUCUCCCUGCAUUCAGUCUCUGCCAUCUGGUGUAGUUUCAUGUGAUCAAUUCUUCACUAUGUACGAUUAUGAAAAGGGCUACCUGCCUCAAGCAGAUGCACCCCCUCAUUGGUUGAAAAGGGCCGUGUUGGUCAGAAGUGUGUAUUUUGUUGGUAGUAAUGGGACUGUGAUGCAUGCAUUUUCCUGGUAGUUUGUGAACCAGCAAAGUUCAGUUCUGACCAAAGGAGCCUCCGUUGCUAAGAAAAUAGCGCCCUCUCUUGGUCCAGCUCGAGGUCCAUAGAGAACCAUGCGCUGGUUAUUAUUGUUCGACUAGAAAGUCCAGUCUUCUAUCAUGCAGAUAACUACACAUUUAGUUGACUGUAGUUGUCACUCCAACUUGCCCCAAGUACAUGUAGCUGUGACUUUGUGGCGCACC